Messenger RNA from Dromiciops gliroides (monito del monte), 981 nucleotides. RefSeq lists its product as uncharacterized. Lineage: Eukaryota; Metazoa; Chordata; Mammalia; Microbiotheria; Microbiotheriidae. Gene Ontology annotation, cellular component: plasma membrane. The coding region runs from base 88 to 981 and encodes 297 amino acids. The transcript is spliced from 6 exons. The record is from RefSeq and is a predicted model, not a curated record.
AUACAAGAAGCCUCUUGUCCCCUCCUCCUACUCCUUGGAUAGUAUGAAGGAAGAGCCCUUGAGGCUGCUGACGAGAAAGGUGGGGACAUGGAAAGAGGACUUCUGAACAGCUCCAGCCACUUGAGCUGCCUUCAAGGGAAUCUUUCCGUCUCUCUAGAAGACCAGUGCACCAGGCUCCUCCCUCCUCCUUUUGGCUCCUACAGUGUGGAGAAAGGCUCAGGCUGUUCCCUGGGCUCUGUGGUUGGUUUCUCCUGCCAAGUGGGAUAUCAGCUCAUAGGAAGCAGAGCAACGAUUUGCCUCUUAGGGGACAAUGGUACCAUUUGGAGUCAUCCUGAACCCCGAUGUGAACAGGUUCUCCCCACGUCACCUAGUCAUGGUUACCAGGGGGCAGUGACCAUCUCGGUCAUCAGUGGUGCCAUCAUCCUCGCCAUCUCCAUCUCAUUUGUCAUGUGCUGCCUGCAAGAGAGAGGGCUGAGGAGCGGCUCUACGGCCACUCAGACCGUGUAUCACCAAGGCAGGAUGUCUAAUGUAGGAAGAAGAGCUGAUUCAACUGACAAGGCACUACAGAGGAAUGUGUGGGUUGAUGGGAAGGACCAGAGACAGAAGGAGAGCCUUCCUACUCAACUAAGCUCCAUUUAUCCUGGCGCUCUUACAAUCUAUGACAACUGGGGUUUUCAGAGGAGUCAAGAGAUCCUGCCUUGGGCCACUGUGCAGACUUUGGGCUCUCAAGUCCCAGUCUUCACCCCAGUGGUCUUGCAGCAGGGAUCCCCGUCCCCACCUCCCACGUAUAUAUACCUGCUCCAAGAGCCCAGGGACCUGCCUCUGCUGCUCCCACUUCCACCCUGCCACACUCACCUCCCCAGAGAACCCAGAGAACCCAGAGAACCUCAGCCAGCCUGUACCCGAGGAAACAACAGCAGCAGCAGCAGCAGCAGCAUGGAGGACAGCGCUCAGGCUCAGCCGGGCUCAGAACGCACUUGA